Cuscuta campestris is the source of this 1859-nucleotide messenger RNA. Lineage: Eukaryota; Viridiplantae; Streptophyta; Magnoliopsida; Solanales; Convolvulaceae. The record is from the annotation of a GenBank genome assembly.
AUAAGAAGAAAAAUUUGUACAAGUGGACAGCGAUGUUGCAUAGGUGUACAUCGUUGUUGAAAAAGUUUUUGGUUUUGGAUGAGGAACGUACAUUUUAAAGGACGGCGAUGUUGGAAUAGCUACAUCGAUGUUAUAAAACUUUCUGGAAAUAAUAGAGUAAGGGAACUCCCUGUGACAGCGAUGUUGAUUAUAAUGACAUCGCUGUUGGUCCAAGUGAUGUACAAUUUUCAUGCAUUGAAGAAGACUUACACCGACAGGGAUCUUGUGCAAAAGAUCCUACGGAGCUUGACAUCCGAAUGGCGAUCUAAGGCCGAUGCCAUCUAUGAGUCAAUCGGCGCAUCCAAUGUCACCAAUGACGGCUUAAGAGGUAAUUUAAAAACUUAUGAAUCCACUAUACUUAACCCGUCUUUGAAUGACCAUAGGAAAGGCAUAGCGUUAAAAUUCGUCAAAGAGCCGAAGAUGAAUGGCUCAAGCAACGAUGAUGAAGUCAAGCUUGUCAUGAAGAAGUUUUGUAAAUUUCUAUGGAAGAAAGAAAAAGUUGAGGAUGGCCAUGCCCGGAAGGAGAUCAACCCGGCGCUGUUUCAGGUUUUCUACUCAAAUCUCCGGCGUGAAGACGUUGUUCUCUAUAGCCUCGUUAAGUCGACGCCGAUCGAGCUCACGGUGGAGCAACUUGGGCGCAUCGCCGGCCUCCCCUCCCAAGGUGAUGACGUCUUUGCCUAUGGUGGAGAGGAGUGGGAGAAUGAGAAAAUCGAUGAGAUGUUUGAACGAUUCUCCAAAAUCGUCAACGAUCUCCAUGCUCUCAAGAAGACGUACACGGACAAGGAGCUUGUGAGAAAAAUCCUGCGAAGUCUCACACCGGAGUGGCGGUCCAAAGCCGAUGCCAUCCAAGAGUCCAUUGGUGUCACCAACGUCACCAUUGACGAGCUUAGAGGUAACCUCAAAACCUAUGAGUCUACCAUUUUAUUCCCCUCUUUAGGUGAACAAAAGAAGAAGGGAAUUGCACUCAAGGGUUCCUCAAGCCAAGAACCCGCCAUGGAGGAAUCAAGCGAUGAAGACAACGAGUUCGGGCUAGUCAUCAAGAAAUUCCACAAGUUCAUGCGCAAGGAGUAUGAACGAAAGGGUAAAAAGCAUGGAGGACCACCCAAGUGCUAUGGAUGUGGAGAAGUUGGGCAUAUCAAGCCAAAAUGCCCAAAUGCCAAAAACGAGAAGGAGAAUAAACCGUUCAAGAAGCACCGAGCUUACAUCUCGUGGGGAGGUGAUUCCGGCGACGAAUCAUCGGAAGCUUCUCAAUAUGAUCCAUCAAGUGUUUGUAAUAAAGAGCCCAAAGUCUUGGAAGGGCUUUUACAUGUCAUUAGCACUCAAAAUGUGGGAGAUAAGAGAAAGACAUUGGAUGAGAUCAGAUUAUUUCGCGAGAGAUUGGGAUCUUUUGGAAGUGCUUUUGCAAUUACGACAUCACAUGAUUCACGCCCGGAGCAAGAAGGAGAGCUUGGUUAUGAUGAAUUAGAGGAGAUGCUUGAAGAGAUUGAACCUAGGGAUUAUAUGCCAUCAGAUUCAAGAGUUACGGAACUUGAUGAUGGAAACAACAAUGAUGAUGAUCAAGAGCUCACAAUUCUUGAUGAAGUUGAGGAUUUGACAGUGGGAUGAACGGAAAUUGGAAUGAUGAUGUUGGUUUUGGUAAUUACAAACUUUUUUUUAAAAACAUAAAAACAUGGUACAAUUACUUUUUGAGUUUUGAAUUUUGUUUAAUCCUAUAUGGAGUAUAAAUAUUAGUGCAAUGUGCCAAUAUAUUAUCUUCGAAUUGAAUGUAUGCUUCAAACAUCAUUUUUGAAACUUAAGAACAAUAAAUAUUUUGUAACAUA